UGUUUUUGUUCGUCUGGACAGCAGCGCACGUCAAAGUUUCUGAAGUUUGUUCUACAUUUACUAUGUAAUCGUAUUGCUGUUCUGAGACAGGUUGUUUUUCAUGAAAGUUACUUGUACUAGUACUAUAUCCAAUUUUAGCUUCGGGAGUAUGGGUCGUUAAAUGGCCGUUGUUUUGCCGUUGUCGUACGCCUCACAUUAUUAAGUCGAUCUCAGAAAAAAACACACUAGCUAGCUUAGCCUAGUUUGACAUUCUUUCCUUAUAUUAUUCAAUUGCGAAACAAGCCAUGAGGAGAAAACUGCCUAAGUGAUAUGCGUACGUGUGUCCACUUUAUACUGACUUGUACUAGCUUUUUACCUGAAAAGACACCGGACUGUUCCUCUGGGUCAAGGCUUCCUCGCUGAUGAUGGAUCAGUACCAUAUUUUGGAGGUUAUCGGGGAAGGGUCAUUCGGCCGAGUGUACAAAGGCCGCAGGAAGUUUAGCGGCCAGGUUGUGGCUCUGAAGUUCAUUCCCAAAGUUGGCCGCUCAGAGAAGGACCUGCGUAGUUUGAAAAGAGAGAUUGACAUCAUGAGGGGGCUUAAGCAUCCCAACAUAGUGCUGCUUUUAGACAGCUUUGAGACAGAGAGGGAGGUGGUGGUGGUGACUGAGUAUGCAGAGGGUGAGCUGUUUCAGAUCCUGGAGGAUGAUGGGAGUUUACCUGAAAAUCAGGUGCGUGAAAUAGCCUGCCAGCUUGUUUCUGCCCUGUAUUAUCUGCACUCCCAUCGCAUUUUGCACCGUGACAUGAAACCACAAAACAUCCUGCUGGGAAAAGGAGGAGUAGUAAAGCUCUGUGACUUUGGGUUGGUGUUACCAAUUGUGGUGUCAGAAGAGGGUUCAAGCAACCCCCUGACAGUCCCACCCAGCCCCGACCUACAAGCCCUGAAACACCAGCAGGCUGCUGAGAAGACAACGGCACGCAGCGGAGAGGGCAAACUACUGCGCAAAGCUAGAGAGCUUCGGGAGAAAGAGAAGAUUAACAGACGGGAGAUUGCGAGUGGAAGUGCUGCAUGCGCCAGUCAGACACACUGUAAGACAGCUUCUGCUGGAGGAGCCCCCACCACUGGCCACUCAUUGGGCAGCACCUUUUCAGUGUAUCAAAAUUCAUCUCAACCAGCAACCAAUCAGCAUCAAGCAAAUGACAACAGUGUUACCAGAGUGCGGUCAGCUCCACAUAAAGGCCAGAUCAGUAGAGACUAUGAGAGGGAGUUCCCUUCGGUUGAGGUGGGACCCUGGCAGCUUCUGAAGCCCCCUGGACAUGCACGGACCAGUCUGGCUUCUGUCAGGAUGGACAGUGAGGAACAAGAUAUCGAUAGUGAUUCUGAGUGGCAACGAUUUAUUGAUUUAAGUUAUCAGGGCCCUGUAAACACUUCCAUUCUUCAGAGGUUAAAGACCAAGUUGCUUGUAACCAAAAGCCAGCUAUUGGUCAGGAAGGGUGAAGAGGCCUCUUCAACUCUACAGCCACUAAAGAUCCUCAGGAACAUUGUUCAGAGCUGUCAGUCUGGUGAUGUUGAUACACUGGGCAAAGAGUUGGAACUGCCUCAUCUACUGUUCAGUCUGAUUGAAGACAUCCUGAACAUUCCAGAUCUAAUGCAGGAGUCUCAGGGUGAGACAGUAUUGGGAGAUAUGAUGAAUGUGCUCAUAAUGUACCUGGAAAAGAGCCCAGGCUGGGAGAUAAAGGGAAGAAGAGCUGAGGAUCUCUGUCAGCUAUUUAUAUCGGUAUUUCUCUGUCGAGACCCAAAGCGCUCAGCGCUUUUGGCAACAGCAGUCUUAACCUUGUUCACUCGCCGUGGUAUAUCUGUGAAUGUCAGUAUGGAAAGGCUUACAGCCUUUUUGGGGAAUAUUUUGACAGACACAGCAGAGGAACAUAACCCUUUACCUGCAGGUUGGGGCAUGUGUGAUGGCCUUCUGUCACUGAUUCUCCACAGACUAUCUGAGCGUGAAAGCAGCCUACUGCUUGACUUUAAGGACUCCGAGCUUUGGCUCUGCUUGUGGGCUAAAGUAAACGCCUCUCUGGAAAACACAACAUCCCAGAGUUGCCAUUUCUCUCCUAACGGUCUGUACAUGUUCCUUUCUCUCGCUUUAUUGGUUUUCUCCAGAGAUCCAUAUAACUGUAUGGCUCUCCUGUCAGAUAACUCCACAAACUGCUCCUCUACCCUCAGCCACCUUCUCACCACCAGUUGCAGCGCUUCAUUGCUUGAGCGGGGUCUUUUCUGGGGUGACUCAGAAAUAAACAGCCUAUCAGUGAUGAGCUGUCAUCUUCUCUGCAUCCCCUUCUCUCUGGAGUUACCCCUAGAAAAACUUCUUUCUGUUCUCCAAUCGUAUCAAAACUCACAUAUUGUGGCCGGUCUAGUUAAGAUGAUUCAAACUCUUCCCGUUGCCCUGGUGGAGCUUCCGUUGUGUCUUCUUAAUCGUCUGCUGGUAUCUGAGCCACAGCACACUGGUCCAUGCCUUAUCACUGCAGCCCAGGCCUCCGCUUUCCUCCCUUACAGCACAGAAGGCUCAGACAAUGGAGCAGACCACACUCAGAAUCAACUUAACCACUUCGGGAAUGGUGCGGAGCGAAUUAAGAGCAAUGGAAUCGCAAAGAAAACCAAGAUAGAUCAUAUCAAAAGUGACAUCAAAUCAAAGAAGAGGUUCGAGCGGCUCAAAGGCAACAUAGAUGCAUCUAAGGAAAAAAAUUAUUCCAUAAAGACGCAAUACCAGCCAUCCAGAAACAAGACUGAGAAAAUCAGAGAGGUCCAACCAAAAACCAAAAUAUAUCCACAGAACACCAUGGAACAACUAAGAGAUAAAACAGAGCAGCAGAGCGGUUGUAUAGAGGAGCUCAUGGACAGUUUGGAGAUCCGUGGCAGUUCUGCAGGACGUCUCCAAGACCUCUCACCUCAGCCAGGGUGCAGCAUCAGCUGGCUCAUAGACAGUCUGGAGGAAUUGAGAAGUUGUGAUCACCCCAAGAUCUCCACGGCUAAAAUUCGAUCUUCACCAGAAGAGGUCAGAACAGCAGGUUCUCUGUUGGCUGUUCUGCUACAAAGUGAACUUCUCAGUGCGUGUGCAGUGGAACUCCUUAUCCUUCUCUCCCAACUAACACGUCAUCUCACCCAUCAGUCUUCCUCCUUUCUUCCUGUCGAAACCACCCAACUGCGGUUUGCAUUGUGCCACCGCGAUGAUGGUUGA
This is a messenger RNA of Sinocyclocheilus grahami, 3209 nucleotides long. RefSeq names its product serine/threonine kinase 36 (fused homolog, Drosophila) (gene stk36). Lineage: Eukaryota; Metazoa; Chordata; Actinopteri; Cypriniformes; Cyprinidae. The record is from RefSeq and is a predicted model, not a curated record. Gene Ontology annotation, molecular function: ATP binding; protein kinase activity. The transcript is spliced from 17 exons. Gene Ontology annotation, biological process: protein phosphorylation; smoothened signaling pathway. Bases 402 to 3209 code for a protein of 935 amino acids. Gene Ontology annotation, cellular component: cytoplasm.